AUGCCUGGGCUGUUAAACCGGAUCACCGGGGCGCCUCUGCCCCUCACGACGGCUGAGAUUAGUGCCUGUGUCAGUGGUUAUGCCCUGGGAAUGACAGCAUCACUUACCUACAGCAACCCGGACUCCCAGCCGGUCGAAGCGCUCUUCGUUUAUCCGCUGAACGAGCACACGGUGGUCGUCGGCUUCGAGGCUGUGAUCUGCAGGCGCAUCGUAACCGUCCAGAUUAAAGACAAAGCCAAAAUGGACGAGUCUUACUACGAUUACUGCAGUAUGUCCAGCGGGAGAUUCCCCGAAGGAAACGGGAGGAUCCUUCUGGAUGAAGAUUUGGAAAGGAUCAUCUUCGUGGCCAACCUCGGAGCCGUCCCAGCUCAGGAGAGCGUGUCGGUUCUGAUAAGCACCUCCUCUGAGCUUCCCACCCUGUCCAGCGGGGCCGUGAGGGUGCUUCUCCCUCCUGUGUGCGUUCCCAAAGUGUCCCACGGCACGACGGAUUAUGGCCUGGCCUCUGUCACCCCUUUAAGGCUGAGAGAGUCUGGUCUUUCCGGGGGCAGUAAGAAACUCUGCCUGGCAACCCUGCUAGAAACGGAGGCCGUGAACUCCAUUGAGUAUGAACUUACUUUUCAUUUGGAAAUCCGUGCUCCCUAUCUUUUGGCGGGUGUGGAGAGCCCAACGCAUGAGAUCCGAGCAGACGCUGACCCCUCGGCUCCUUCUGCCAAAAGCAUCAUGAUCACAUUGGCCAACAAGCACACGUAUGACCGGCCAGUGGAAAUCCUCAUCCAUCCUAGCGAGCCUCACCUCCCUCAUAUCCUGAUGGAAGAAGGCGACAUGACUCCUUAUGAAUACGAACAGUUCCUAAAGGGGAAGAGCGACUUCAUCAGAGCCAUCAAAAAGGACUCCAGUGCCGAGAAAAAGACGGAAAUGAUCCGGAAACGUCUUAUUAAGGACAUCUGCCAUAACCCAGUGGUGAUGCUUAACUUCUGCCCCGACCUUCAAGCCUCCCAGACCGACCUCAGCAAGGCGCAGGGGGAGUUCAUCUUCCUCCUGGACCGCAGCGGCAGCAUGAGCGGGGUCAACAUCACCAGAGUCCGGGAUGCCAUGCUGGUGAUACUGAAGAGUCUGAUGCCCUCCUCUCUCUUCAACAUUAUUGGAUUUGGAUCCACCUUCAAGUCUUUGUUUCCGUCCAGCCAGAGUUAUAAUGAGGAAAGUCUGGCCGUGGCCUGUGACAGCAUCAAAAGGCUCCGAGCCGACAUGGGCGGCACCAACAUCUUGUCCCCUCUGAACUGGAUCAUCCGGCAGCCGGUGUGCCGGGGUUACCCGCGACUUCUCUUCCUGCUUACGGAUGGCGCCGUUAGCAAUACGGGCAAAGUGAUCGAGCUGAUCCGGCACCACUCCUCCUUCACCAGAUGCUACAGCUUCGGCAUCGGGCAGAAUGCCUGCCGGCGGCUCGUCCAAGGAGUGGCCAGCGUCUCCAAAGGGUGCGCCGAGUUCUUAAUGGAAGGGGAACGACUCCAGCCCAAGAUGCUGCAUUCCCUGAAGAAGUCGAUGGCGCCGGUGCUGACGGACGUCACCGUGGAGUGGGUCUUCCCGGAGAGCACAGAGGUCUUGAUUUCACCGAUCAGCUCGAGUUUCCUAUUCCCGGGAGACCGCCUGGUGGGGUACGGCGUGGUGUGCAGCACCGCCCGAUACCUCUCCAACCCUCGCUCCGACAAGCGUCGGAGGUACAGCAUGAUGCACUCGCAGGAGUCCGGGAGCUCGGUUUUCUUCCAGUCCCAAGAAGAAUCAUCCGGAAGCAGCAGCUCGAAGGGUCACCAAGAUGGCAGCCCCCAUUUCCUACAAAGCACCGGAUCACCGAGAGACGAUUCCAGCGGAGACGCUGAUUCAGCCUCCGGCGCGGGCUUCCAGCGGAGAGCCUACAGCACAAGUCAGAUCUCUGACCGCGACCCCGCGCCGAGAACGCACACGUCCAGCGACCCCAGCACCGCGCAGGAGAAGGGGCAGAUCUGCAGGAUCGAAAUCCAUGAACUCCGGUCCCCAGAGAUGAUCCCCACGGAUGCACAGCCAUCUGUAUCUGUCAGCCAGUUCGCCGGCACCACAAAGAUAAGGGGUGCCGGUGCCAGGCGUCCCUCCCUCCUUCAGCAGGGCUGUCUCUCGUUCUGCCAUGAUGGGGACACCUCAUUGACACACGAGGGUCUGCAAGCAGCCGUCACGGGAAGCUCCUCCGCUCAGCAGGAGACAUCACUGUCUCUGAAAUCCUCCUCUGACAGUCAGCCCUUCAGCAGCCCCGGGGAAAUGGAAUGCAACCACCCUUGCUUCACCUUUGAAACCGAAUCGGCAUCAGAGUCCUUCUCACAAGACCAGGCCGCUGGGAUUAAAGCCCCUGCUCCCCACUCACACUCCAUGUGCAAGGCUGUGGUCAGGGGCUUAAAGAAUAACCAGCCCGUUCAGUGGGACAUCUCCUUCGACAUCCAGGAGCUUUUCAGAGAGCGUGAGAGCAGGGAGGACGACGAGAGCGACCUGUGGAACGAGACGUUCCACCACCUGGCCGCAAAGUCCAUCAUACGAGACUUUGAGCAGCUGGCCGAACGGGAAUCUGAUAUCGAACACGGUCCGGGGCGCCGGUUUCAGUUAAAUGCUAUACACACCAGCAAAGCGUGCAACGUGAUCAGCAAGUACACGGCUUUCGUCCCCGUAGACCUGAGCAGCAAUUCAUACCUGCCGAGCGUGGUUGAAUACGCCAACACAGGUGCUGCUCUCCGGCAGGGUUCCCAGCGGAGUUUAAAUUCGGGGAGCCGUCGCUUGAGAGGGUUCUCCGUCGGCCUGGGGCGGUCUCAGUCUACCUGCGUUUCCGAGUCAUCGGAUGAUCGAUUUUACAAUGUAGAUGAGAAUGCGACAUCUCCUUGUACCACUCCGGUCUCCUCGGGGUGGGAGCGAUGCAGUUUUCCACAAGCUCCGCAGAGAAGCCCCUCCGUCUCGUCCUCGCAUUCCCAGAGAUCCAUAGAAAGCCUCUUUGCUGCCAGGUUGAGCCUAAACAAGACGCGACUCUUGACUCGGGCCGCCAAAGGAUUUAUGAUCAAGUCUCCCGGGAAAGGCAGCGACGAAAGCGAGAAUGAAAAGAAUAGUGACUAUCUACCCCUGGUGUCGUUGCAGUUGGCUUGUGGAGCGUUUCUGCUGAACCAGGCCUUCGUAGAUGCAACCAACAUCCCUUUGGACAAGCUGAAGUGGACAUCUCCGUUCAACAGUCACCGUGCCGCUCUAAGCCCAAUGUCCCACAGCUCUUCCCCUUCCAGAAAGGACGCCGGCCUUGCUGCUAGCACCACACAGUUACUGGCCCCGGACACUGAGCAUCACAGCACGCCUAAUGGGUUCGGCGAAGAUGUUUCUCAACACGUCCGAACCCGCCAUCUAUCCUCUAGUGCAGUUGAAAGUCCCUCCCAUUCUUCUCAUGAACUCUCGCUCCCUGUGUUAUCUCUUAGACGCUUCUCUUCUCCAGAGAGUGCCCAGGACUCUGCCUCCACUCACACAGACAGUGGUUUGGGAUCAGAGUCGGAGAGCUCUGAACUUCAAUCUUGGAUGGAGGGCAUAGAGGAACAGCGGCGGUCACAGCCCGAAAGUAUGGUGUGGGCCACCGCAGUUGCCCUCGCAUGGCUGGAGAACAGCUCAGCCGCCUAUUUCACUGAGUGGGAGCUGCUUGCAGCCAAGGCAGAUAAAUGGCUGUGCCGGCAGCAGAUCCCCGAGGGACGUACCCUGGCAUCGGUGAAGUCCGCAGCCCAGCAGCUGUUCGUGUUGCUUCGACAUUGGGAUGAGAACCUUCAGUUUAACGUCUUGUGCUACAACCCAAGCAGUGUGUAAGGUGGGGGAACGUCGGGAAGAAGUGAGAUUCUGGAACAACAGAGCUGCAUUCGAGACGUGGUAUGAGUGUCGUGUGGAGUGCUGGUGUCACGGUCGUUGAGUUUGGAGAUGUCCCCUGCAUGUGGACUCCGAAACGCAUUUUGCUUCCAGUGGUUGAUGCGUGCGUCCUAGGUGUUUCUGUGCUCCCCUGAUGCAAACUCUUCCCAACGUCUUUCCCGUCUUCGCACCAACAUUG
Spea bombifrons (plains spadefoot toad) is the source of this 4081-nucleotide messenger RNA. RefSeq names its product von Willebrand factor A domain containing 5B1 (gene VWA5B1). NCBI's taxonomy places the organism in Eukaryota, Metazoa, Chordata, Amphibia, Anura, Pelobatidae. The record is from RefSeq and is a predicted model, not a curated record. The transcript is spliced from 21 exons. The coding region runs from base 1 to 3846 and encodes 1281 amino acids.